This is a messenger RNA of Pomacea canaliculata, 1146 nucleotides long. Its product is annotated as galaxin-like. The record is from RefSeq and is a predicted model, not a curated record. Lineage: Eukaryota; Metazoa; Mollusca; Gastropoda; Architaenioglossa; Ampullariidae. The transcript is spliced from 2 exons. Bases 78 to 722 code for a protein of 214 amino acids.
CGUAUAAAACUUGAGUUGCAGCAAAGAACGAUCCUGUCACCUCCAACAGGGGAACAGGAGCGCACAGAGGGCGCAUCAUGUCAACAUCAAGUAUGAAUCUCUUGCUGGCCAUCUGUGUGUGCUCCACACUUCCCUUCACUGUCUUGUCUCAGGCAUGGCAAGGAAUGGGUGCAGGAGGCGGAUAUGGAGGAGCGCCUGGUGCUCCGCCAGGUGCUGGUUACGGGGGCUACUUUGGUGCAGCUGCUGGAGCAUGCUUCGGAAUAAGCACAUUUGACCCAUCUACUAAAAUGCUUUGCUGCAGAGGCAACCUGUUCCCGAUAUCCCCUCAGAUGGACACAUGCUGUGGGAAGCACCCAGCCAGCAGGCAGACCAGUCUCUGCUGCAGCAACGACGUUUUCCCCAAAAUGCCGGGCUUCAAGUGCUGCGACAAGCGACCGUACAGCAUGGCGGACCAAGUUUGCUGUGAUGGCGAGAUUUUGCCCAAAAUUCAUCCUCAAUUUACUCAAUGCUGCGAAAAACAUGCUUAUAAUGCCGAAACGCAUGAGUGUUGUCAAAAGGACAUCAUGCCGAGAGAACUCGCCAAAUACAAUCUGAUGUGUCCUUCAGCAAACCAGCAAACACCCCCAGACAACUCACAGAGGGGUCAGGAGGCUCAAGGAAUGAAUCCCGGUCCGCCACCACCCGGGGGCAGAUAUGAUCCUGCUCAUCGUCCUCACCCUUAGUCGCUGAUGUGCGCUUUACGCCUGAAUUCGCAUCACUGGUUCAUCUAUAUGCUGAUGCCAUCGUCCAAAACCAUCUGUCCCAUUAAGAAUAUCUAAUUAUCUAACAAGAUUUAUAUUCCAGCUUUUACUUAUGCUAAUAGUUACUCAAGUUCAGCAAUAGUGACGGACAAAGAUAAAGAUAAAACAAACUGUUUAAAAAUUAAUUUUGCUUAAAAUCUUUGUUUGACAUUGAUAUAUUUAGCCCAAAUAUUCAUUUCGUAAUUUCAGUCUUCAUUGGUGCUGAACAGCUCAAAUGUUAAUACCACAAGUCUUGGUGUACAGAUGAACUUAUAAGUAAUACAAAAAUUCUUUCACUGUUUAUCGUUUAUAGUAUUAUUGAUUCUGUAACAGGAGAAAGGAUAUCAAUAAAUUGUCUAAACUACAA